Molecule: messenger RNA, 1725 nt
Organism: Strongyloides ratti
Lineage: Eukaryota; Metazoa; Nematoda; Chromadorea; Rhabditida; Strongyloididae
Product: LETM1-like domain-containing protein
Exons: 2
Coding region: 1-1725 (574 amino acids)
Biological process (GO): intracellular monoatomic cation homeostasis
Cellular component (GO): mitochondrial inner membrane
Molecular function (GO): ribosome binding
Source: RefSeq, a predicted model, not a curated record
AUGUUGUCUUUGGUUAAACGGGCUACCAGUGCCCAUGGAUAUUACUAUGCAAAUUAUUCAAAAUUUCUUUUUUCAAAUGUUAAACAUAUUUCACCUUAUCAAGCUUUCCUUGUAAGAACUGUUUCUAACGAAAAACGAACAAAAUUAGAAGAAACAUUGUCAAUAUUAAAAGAUGAGUUGGCAAAUAAAGAAGAAGAAAAGAAAGAAAAGUCUCUAACUAAAACCACUCCAAAACCACCAAUAAAAACAAGAAUUAUCAAUGAAUUAAAACAUUAUUAUCAUGGAUUCAGAUUACUUGCUCUUGAAACAAAUAUAUCAUUAAAAUAUUUAUGGAGAUUAGCAAAGGGGGAAACAUUAUUAAGAAAAGAAAAACAACAACUUGUUCGCACGGUAGCAGAUCUAUUUAGGCUUGUACCAUUUUCUAUUUUUAUUAUUGUACCAUUUAUGGAAUUAGCUUUACCUAUAUUUAUUAAAUUAUUUCCAAAUAUGCUUCCAAGUACUUUUAAAGAGGAGUCAAAAGAAAGAGAAAAAUAUAAAAAGCAAAUUAAGGUACGUGUUGAAAUGGCCAAAUUUCUUCAAAGUACUUUAGAAGAAAUUGGUUUGGAGAGAAAAGAUACAUCAGAUGGUAAGGACUCUGCAGCUUUAAUGUUUGCCAGUUUUAUCAAAUCUGUUCGUGAAGGUGAUGGUUAUGUUUCCAAUAAAGAUAUCUUUAAAUUUGCCAAAUAUUUUGAAGAUGAAUUAACUUUAGAUAGUUUGGCUGUUCAACAAUUACGAGCACUUUGUCGUUUAUUAGGUAUUCAACCAACUUGGUCACCUGAAAUGUUACGUUUUCAAUUGAAAAUGAAACUUCGAGAGUUACAAUCAGAUGACAAAUUGAUAAUGAGUGAAGGUGGUGUUGAUGCUCUUAGUGAUAUUGAAGUCCAACAAGCGUGCCUUGCUCGUGGUAUGAGAGCUAUUGGUGUAAGUGAAAAAAGAUUGCGUAGACAAUUAAGACAAUGGCUUGCUUUGUCUUUAAAUAAUGAAAUUCCUCCAACGUUAUUGUUACUUUCACGUGCUUUAUAUUUUCCUGAACAUAUGAGUUUUACCAAACGUAUGAAAAUUAUUUUAUCGGAGUUACCAAAAGAAGUUGCUGAUGAAAUGAGUCAAAAACUUACCGAAAUUGAAGGUAAAAAAGUUAGUUAUCAAGAGAGACUUGAAUUAAUAAAGAAAAUAGAAGAAGUUAUAAAAGAUGAACGCACACUUUUAGAAGAUGCUAAAAAGAAAAUAAAAAUUCAAACUGAAAAAGAAAAGGAAGGUGAAAAAAUAAUUGUUCCAGUUAGUAAUGAAAUUAAAGAAAUUUCUUUGUUUGCAGAAGAUCCAUCAAAUGACAAAAAACUUAUUCCAGCAAAAGAAAGUGAUCUUAGUGUUUUUGAUAAUUCAAUAACUGCCAAUAAACUUAUUACCAAAGAAAUUUUAAAUGAUAAAGAUUCACAAACUGCCACUGAAAAUGUUUUUAAUGAUGCUAUUCAUGAUAUCGGUGAACUACGAAUGAAACUUAUGGAACACAAAGAAGAUAUUCAAGAAGUACAAUCCUUAAGUGCUGAUAUUUUUAAAGAGUCUAAAGCUUCAAAACGUUUACGAUCAAAAGUUCAAUCAUUAAUAACAAAUGUUGAUAGUGUUGUUGCUAAAAUUGAAUCAGAGCAAUUAAAAAAAAAGCGUGGUAAAAACACAACAAAAGAAACUUAG